Molecule: messenger RNA, 1924 nt
Organism: Ailuropoda melanoleuca (giant panda)
Lineage: Eukaryota; Metazoa; Chordata; Mammalia; Carnivora; Ursidae
Product: RUN and SH3 domain-containing protein 1-like
Exons: 3
Coding region: 521-1924 (467 amino acids)
Cellular component (GO): cytoplasmic vesicle
Source: RefSeq, a predicted model, not a curated record
ACACACGCACGACGUCGAGCGGUGGGGGCUGGGCCCGGGCCCCGCCCAUGCGUGAAGGGGCGCGGCUGCGCAGCGCCGGCGGGUUGUCCUAGCGCCCCCCUGCCAGUCGGCGCGGUCCGGCGGGGACCUUGGGAGUCGUGGAGGAGCCCAGCCGCAGUGGCUGCAGGAGGACCCUGCCCCCGCACCUCCACGGAGAUCCAGAGCGCAGCCGCAUUCUCUGAACCUCCCCGCCCCAGUCCCGGGGGGCUCAGUUCGGCUCCACCUGCAAAUACUGCAGUGGAAACUAACGGUCAGUGGAUGGACAUUUGCGUCUCAUUUAAAUAUUGUCCAAAGCAUCCGGCGCCUUUCAUGCCUGCUGCCGCUGUCCAUCACCUCCGUGUCCUUCUGGAGGCUCGCGUCCUCUCUGGCUGGGUAUCACUCUCCCUGUCUUCCAGGUCUGCAUCUGCGGUUGCCAGGUAGGCGGGUGUGAGAGGCCCAAUCCUCCUGAUUCUCCAGCGGCUGUCCCGUCGCCGCCGGCACAAUGCUGUCCCCUCAGAGGGCUUUACUCUGCAACCUCAACCACAUUCACCUCCAGCAUGUCUCUCUGGGCCUGCACCUGUCCCGCCGUCCUGAGCUACGGGAGGGGCCCUUGAGCACAUCCCCUCCCCCCGGGGACACAGGGGGCAAGGAGAGCCGGGGGCCCUGCAGCGGGGCCCUGGUGGACGCCAAUUCCAACAGCCCAGCUGUGCCCUGCCGAUGCUGCCAGGAGCACGGGCCAGGCUUAGAAAACCAUCAAGACCCAGCACAGGAGGAAGAGGGGGCUGCCUCUCCCUCGGACCCGGGCUGCUCCUCCUCUCUCAGCUCCUGCUCUGAUAUUAGUCCCGACGAGUCCCCCAUCUCGGUGUACUCGCGGAGCCUCCCUGGCGACCAGGACGUCCAUCCUCAGCCCAGCAUCAUCCCCCUGGAGCAGGGCUCCCCACUGGCUUCCGCAGGCCCUGGCGCCUGCUCUCCCGACAGCUUCUGUUGCUCGCCCGAUUCCUGCUCCGGGGCAUCCUUCCCACCGGGCCCUGACCUCGACUCCAACUGCAACGCCCUGACCACCUGCCAGGACCCCCCUUCCCCAGGGCUAGAGGAAGAGGACGACGGUGGGGAGCAGGACCUCCCCACCUCCUCCGAGCUCCCGGAGGCGGAUGAUGGGAAAGCCGACGCUGGGCAAACCGAACCCAGUUGGAAAAUCAACCCCAUUUGGAAAAUUGACACGGAGACAACUGACGCGGGCUGGAAAACCACGAAGAACAAUAACUCCGGCUGCACGAUCAGUGGGAAUACUAACUCUAGCUGGAAAACGGAACCUGGAAAACUCGACUCUGGUUGGAAAAGCACCAGAGGAGUAACUGAUCGCAGCUCGAACACAGAUGCGGGGAAAGCUGAUGCGGGGUGGCGGAGUGACGUCAGCGAGGAGCCAGCGUCCCACCGGACAAUCACGUCCUUCCACGAGCUGGCCCAGAAGCGCAAGCGGGGCCCAGGGCUGCCCCUGGUGCCGCAGAUCAAGAAAGACCGCAGCGACUGGCUCAUCGUCUUCUCGCCCGACAGCGAGCUGCCCCCUAGCGGCUCGCUGGGCUGCUCCCCGGCCCCGGCCCCGCCCCGGGAAGUCACCACCUUCAAGGAGCUCCGCUCCCGAAGCCGGGCCCCGCCCCCACCGGUGCCGCCCCGGGACCCCCCGGCCGGCUGGGCCUUGGUGCCGCCCCGGCCCCCGCCCCCGCCCGUGCCGCCGCGGAGGAGGAAGAACCGGCCGGGCGGGCGGGGCGCGAAGUCCCGCCCGGGGCAGACGGGGCGGAGGUGGGCGAGCGGCCCGGGAGCGGGAGGGGACGGCGAGCGCGGGGCGCCCCGCCCAGCCCCGGGCUCUGUCCCUGCUCGCUUCCGGCCCGGGGCGCUGCGGACCUGA